This is a messenger RNA of Manis javanica (Malayan pangolin), 1758 nucleotides long. NCBI's taxonomy places the organism in Eukaryota, Metazoa, Chordata, Mammalia, Pholidota, Manidae. The record is from RefSeq and is a predicted model, not a curated record.
AUGACGAUCGCCAUUGGCAUCAGGAGGCCCAUGGCUGACUCUGCCUUCCUGCUGGUCCCGAGGACAGAGCCUGAACCGUCAGCCCGUGCUGAGCAGGACAGGGGCAGCGGAUGUUCAUUCCUUGGUGACACCCCUGCAAAGACACGGGACAGCCCGGUGGGUCCCAUGGAGACGGUGGUGGGAGGAGGGACCUUCAUGUUCUUAGUUCUGGGGAUCCCGAAAGCUCUUAUUCACAGCUUUGUCAUUCUCCCACCUGGUCCUGCCAUCACAGGAAUCCCCCAGCCCCACCCGUCAUGGCAGGAAGGAGUCCAUCCGUUCACAGGGCACCUAGACACGUCUCUCCUCCCAGCCCAUGCUUGCACUUCUCUCCCUGGCAUUCCAGGCAGAGACCCACUGGUCACUGCGCUCUCUCCUCGGGCUCCUGGCGAACCACGGUGCAGAGCGGGGAGUCGCCCCUGCGGAGCCCGCGGCCGCGGCUAUGGCCGAGGCACAGGCAGAAUCACCGAGCGCUGCCCUAGGGAUGCACGCCAGACCUCUGUCUUGUCCCUGCUCUUUGAUUUUGCUGCCAAGGCCACUCCUGCCUGCAUUCUGUGCCUUUUCCCCUCUUGCUCUGAGGGAGACCUAAAGGCCGAGGGUUGGCCCCCUUGCCACCAGGACACGGCUCCACGUCAUGUGGUGGAGAACAUCUAUGAAUGUAAUGAAGAAAAUCAAUGUGGAAAAACUUUCAGCCAAAUUUCACAUCUUAAUAUACUGAAGAGAACUAUUGAUGUAAAAUCCUAUGAAUGCUGUGAAUGUAAACAGGUUUUCACAGAUUGUCUAUCCCUUAAGAAUCACAUCAAGUCUCACACAGGAAACAAACUCUAUCAGCGUAAAGAAUGCGGGAAAGCAUUAUACUUUCUCACUUGUUUUAAGAAGCAUGUGAAAACUCCCACUGAAGAGAAACCCUAUGAAUGUAAGGAAUGUACCAAAUCCUUCAGUUGUUCUUCAUUCUUUACGGCGCAUAUGAAGAUUCACUCUGGAAAGAAACAUGAAAGUAAGGAAUGUGGGACAACCUUCAGCUAUUCUUCAUCCCUCACAGAACACAAAAGAAUUCAUAGUGGAGAUAAGCCUUAUGAAUGUAAGGAGUGUGGGAAGGCCUUCAGCUGUUCCUCUUCACUCUCCAAACACCAAAGAAUUCAUAGUGGAGAUAAGCCAUAUGAAUGUAAGGAGUGUGGGAAAGCCUUCAGUUCUUCCUCUCACCUUAUAAUACAUAUACGAAUUCAUACUGGAGAGAAGCCUUACGAAUGCAAAGAGUGUGGGAAGGCCUUCAGUGAGUCCUCAAAACUCACCAUCCAUGUCAGAACACACGGAGAGAAACCCUAUUAAUGUAAGGAAUGCGGGAAAGCAUACAACUGUCCCUCCUCCUUAAGUAUCCAUGUGAGGAAACAUAUUGGAGAGAAGCCAUAUGAAUGUCUGGAAUGUGGAAAAGCCUUCUAUCUUCCCACUUCCCUUAAUAUGCAUGUGAAAAAUCAAAGUAGGGAGAAACCCUAUGAAUGUAAAGAAUGCAGAAAAGCCUUCAGUUGUCCCUUGUCCUUCAGCGUACAUGUGAGAGAUCACACUGGAAAGAUACAGUAUGAAUGUAAGGAAUGCGGGAAGGCCUUCAGUUGCUCCUCCUCCCUCACUGAACACCUAAGAACUCACAGUGGAGAGAAGCCUUAUGAAUGUAAGGAAUGUGGCAAAGCCUUUAUUAAUUCCUUCCACCUUAGUGUACAUCUCUAG